Messenger RNA from Haliotis rufescens (red abalone), 899 nucleotides. RefSeq names its product angiopoietin-4-like. Gene Ontology annotation, biological process: angiogenesis; Tie signaling pathway. The transcript has 2 exons. NCBI's taxonomy places the organism in Eukaryota, Metazoa, Mollusca, Gastropoda, Lepetellida, Haliotidae. The coding region runs from base 91 to 762 and encodes 223 amino acids. The record is from RefSeq and is a predicted model, not a curated record. Gene Ontology annotation, molecular function: receptor tyrosine kinase binding.
AACCCAUGUUUUCACGGUGGAGACUAUGACAUUUCAAGCGGGACCUGCGUCUGUUACGGUGGCUACGUUGGUGACCUGUGCGAAAGGCUCAUGCAAGACUGCAACGAAGGGAACCUCUACAGUUACUAUGCCAACCAAGACGCUAACUUCCUGUGCCAUCCGAACGGUGCUCCUGGGCCGAUCAAGGUCCACUGUAACAUGAUGUAUGGAGGAAGGACGCUUAUCAUGACCCAGACUUCAGGAAAUGAGAAUUUUACCAGGACAUGGGAGGAGUACAAGAUGGGGUUCGGUAGCCUCUCAGGUGACCACUGGUUGGGCAAUGAAAAUGUACAUUACAUAACUAGUGGCAGAACCCACUUCCUUCUUGUUGAACUUUGGACACCUGGUGCUGACAUCUUCAAUCAACUAGCGCAGCGGUUCUACGUGGACUUCCUAGUAGGGCCUGAAGUAGACGACUACAAGAUGACCUUUUCCUCCACUUUCCCAAACCCACAAUGGGUGCAGCUUCCAGCAGAGUGUCUUGUGAGCGACACGCCCUUCAGUACCCCAGAUGUGGACCACUCCGGGGCAGCUGGUGUGACAAAGUCUGGCUUCUGGUUUUCCAACCCUCCUGAAUGUAAUCCAACUGGGCACCUGAAACCAACAAACACCUUCUGGGGCGAGGACAAGACUGACGUGUUCUGGAAGGAUGGUAUUGACGGAGAGGCUGUUAAAACGAUCCAUGUCUAUAUGCUCAGUGGUCAUCCAAGUGACUAUCCGUGAUCCUGUUACAGGUACCUACUAUGACGCUUUCUUUCUAGUCUAAAUCAUAUGUACCCUCUUGUGAUGGUUGUGUAUGGUUAUCUAAUUAUAAAGCCUUCAACGCUGUGAGAAACUGAAAUUCGUCUCUGGUCAUGUCG